Molecule: messenger RNA, 4261 nt
Organism: Phyllopteryx taeniolatus (common seadragon)
Lineage: Eukaryota; Metazoa; Chordata; Actinopteri; Syngnathiformes; Syngnathidae
Gene: ptger3
Product: prostaglandin E receptor 3 (subtype EP3)
Exons: 2
Coding region: 1146-2333 (395 amino acids)
Biological process (GO): intestine smooth muscle contraction; phospholipase C-activating G protein-coupled receptor signaling pathway; inflammatory response
Cellular component (GO): plasma membrane
Molecular function (GO): prostaglandin E receptor activity
Source: RefSeq, a predicted model, not a curated record
CUAACACUAUUAGCUUCGAUAGUAACAGCCUGAUAAGUCUCCUGUUUGGUGCUUUUUCAGCAUUAGAAUAAACUUUUUUGAUCAUCUUUCUUGAGCUUGAUGCCAUGUGGAUGGUUUAAAAUAAGCACAUUAUACAUUUCACGGUUUUGUGAUGAAAAAUAGUUGACACAACCAACAGUUGGAACACAUUUUCUGACACAAAACGCAUUGAGUGACUUGGCAUGCCUGCAGAUUUCAAACAUUGAGUGCUUCAAAUAUAGCUUUAAAAAAAAUUAAUGAAAAACGUCACUGUCAUUCAUACACUUUUAAACGCUGCAAUCAUACCUUUCAACCGUUUCACUUUUAGGAGGCGCUAGAUCACUGGUGCCAAAUGUAUGGGCCAUGAGUAGCCCGUGGGGAUAGAGAACACGAACUGCAUUUUUUCAACAAAAGUAAUUUAUUACUAAUUUUGUCCACUGACGACAAUUUAAAUGACAUUCUGGAAUAGGCUGUUGGGAUUUAACGCCUGGUAGUGAUACACUUAUGAAGGCUAAAAGAUGCCAAGAUUCAGGAGCAAUAAAAUGCAACCUUUGCACUAUACACUAUGUGAAAACGAAUACCAGAAUUAUUGCAAAAUAGUCAGCUUAAUUGAAGAAAGGUUUGUUUGUUUUAAUUCCCUCGCACUGCCACAACUUGUAUACAUUUACAAGGCAGAGUGAGAUCCAACCUUUCUGAAAAGAUUAUGCAAAUUUAAAAUAAUUCCCAGCUCUAAAGUUUUAUAUUAGGAUAAAGUAUACAGAGCCAUUGUGAUGUGUAAGUGGCACGUGUAAAUGAGAAAUGAUUCAUUAAAUUGUUGAACUCAAUUUUGUUCAGAAAUUCCUGAUGGCUUUUUUUUUUUUUUUUGCAACACAAUAAAUGUGAAUACAAAUCCAUUGAAAAGUGAUUGAUUUUCUUAUUAAGGCCACGAAUAUAGUGGUCCGGCCCACUUGCGAUUCAAUGAAAUUGGUGUGAACGUGGCCCCUGCUGUCGACCUCCUCGUUAGUCCCGCCUCCGGACUGGGGCCGCUUUUACGCACAGAGCUGCUCGGCUCAGUGUGGACCUGAAGAGAUGGUGCGCACACGGCCGUCUUUUGUGAUUCUUCUCUGCUUCUUAGCCCGUCCGAAAGGAUGACUUCGGACAAGUGUGACUUUCCUGAGGGCUCGCAAAGCACACUAGGGGACAUGCUGACGUCCAAUGUUUCCAAGUCGGCGGGGGAAGAAAACGCCACCGGGACUGACGCCGGUUGCGGUUACGUGUCGGUCGUCUUCCCCAUCACCAUGAUGGCCACGGGCAUGGUGGGCAACUCUCUGGCGCUCGUCCUGGUCUACACCUCCUACAGGAGAAAGGAGAAUAGAAGGAAGAAGUCCUUCUUGCUUUGCAUUGGGUCUUUAGCGUUGACGGACCUGUUCGGCCAGCUCCUGACGAGUCCGAUAGUGAUCUCGGUAUAUCGGGCCGAUCUGAGAUGGGAGCGCAUCGACUCGUCGGGCAACCUGUGCGCCUUCUUUGGCGUGUGCAUGACCACUUUCGGUCUGUGCGCGCUCUUCAUGGCCAGCGCCAUGGCCAUCGAGAGAGCCACGGCCAUCACCAACCCGCACUGGUACUCCAACCACAUGAAGACCAGCGUGACCAAGCAGACUUUGGUGGUCAUCUGGUGCCUGGUGUUGCUCUUCGCCCUCCUGCCCGUAGCGGGGGUGGGCAAGUACACGCGUCAGUGGCCCGGCACCUGGUGCUUUAUCAGCACCGGGGACAGAGAAGUGCCCGGCAACAUCUUUUUCUCCUUCACUUUUGCCUUACUGGGGAUUUUCUCGCUACUCGUCACGGUGUCCUGCAACGUGGUCACCAUCCGCGGCCUGAUCAUUCGCUGUAAGACCAAGUCGGGAACGUCUCAGGCCUCCAAACACUGGGAAAGACUCACCACGGAGACUGUCAUUCAACUCAUGGGGAUUAUGUGCGUCCUGCUUGUGUGCUGGUCUCCUCUACUGGUGCUGAUGCUGAGGAUGAUCUCCACUCAGGUGUCCUCUCAUGAAUGUAACUCCUCAGCAGAGAGCUCCCAUCCCUCCUCUGUGCGAGACAUCCAGUUGGACUGUAACUUCUUUCUGACCGCCAUCCGCUUGGCCUCGCUCAACCAGAUCCUGGACCCGUGGGUUUACCUGCUCCUCAGAGAGAUUCUCCUUCGCAAGUUCUGCCUGGUGGCCAAUGCCGUCUCCAACUGCUCCAUAGAGGAUCAGAAGGAGACCCAAACGGCUCUGGAUGCACUUAAUAAGCAGAACAAAGAAAACCUCCAGAAACCCCAAAGUAGCAAAGGAGACUUUUGAACGAGAAGGAUUAUUAUUAUGAUGUUUUUUUUUUUUUUUUGACACAUUAAGUGGAGCUAGAUGUGAAGUGGAGAUCCUGCAUGUGGAAGCACAUUUUCUUUUUAAAAUGUGAAUAAAUUCCAUAUCAUCUCCUUAUGCUAUUUUUCAGUCAUACCAUUUCAAAUAAGUGUGACUCGAGUCUAAACUGAAGUGAUCCAUCUCUUUUCUUCUUCUUUUUUUUUUUUUUUUUUUCUUUUUUUGGUUAUCAUAUUUUUUCAUUGCGAUAUAAACUAUCUAUUGUACAGGAAUGUAACUAUUUUUGAUGGAAAAAAGUUGGGGAGGAAAAUAGAAUGCAAGAUUAUUUAUAAAUGAUGACUGUCGUGGUAAAUACUUUCCUGGCCAAACACUUACAAUACUGCCUAUUGGAUACCACUGAAUGUAAAUAGUAAAACAAGCUGUAACUACUGUACUAAUGCAAAACACACAAAACAAUAGGUAGUGUCACAAACGGGUGGCUUUAUAAGCUUCCGUUAAUAUGUGAACUUGAAUUAAGUGUUCCGUUUAUUCAAGGUGUACAGUCCAUUUUUUUAAGGAUUGUAAAGUUUGCUCUUUGUGCCAAAUGCCUAACAGUCGUUCAGCAUGAGGAAACGAUCGAUCGCUAUUUCAUGUAAUGUACAGACACCCUAAUAUUCCACUUUGAUAUUUAUUUAUUCAUUUAAAAUAAAAAACUUCCAUUUUUCGCUUUCUUGUUGAGGAACAUUAUAAACAAGAUGCCACAGUUGUGCCUUUCUCAGCACACUAGGCAGCAGGACGAGCGGUUGCUGGCCUGUAGUGUACGCACACUACAAUACAGGAGCUGUGUGCGAACCAACCUGUACCAGUGUAAAUUUCCCAUUUGUAUGCUCAAUCACCACAUCAAGAAUGUUUCAUAGUUUCAUGUAAUCACCCAAUUAAAAUGGAACAAUCGAUUGGAUCAGUAAAUGCAUGUGUGAUGAGCUUUACACAUGACAUCUUGAUUUUUCAAGAAAUUACAGCUCUGUGUAAUGGAUGCUCCACUAAUUUUAAGUGCUGCUUUAAAUUAGCAGCGUCAAUACCAAGCACAUGUUCAGAUGUCGGCACGGUGACCGACUGGUUAGAGGGUCUGCCUCACAGUUCUGAGGACCAGGGUUCAAACCCCUGCCCCGCCUGUGUGGAGUUUGCAUGUUCUCCCUGUGCCUGCGUGGGUUUUCUCCGGGCACUCUGGUUUCCUCCCACAUCCCAAAAACAUGCGUGGUAGGUUGAUUGAAGACUCUAACUUGCCCAUAGGUGUGAAUGUGGGUGCGAAUGGUUGUUUGUUUCUAUGUGCCCUGCGAUUGGCUGGCAACCAGUUCAGGGUGUACCCUGCCUCCUGCCCGAUGAUAGCUGGGAUAGGCUCCAGCGCUCCCGCGACCCUUGUGGAGAUAAGCGGCUCAGAUAAUGGAUGGAUGGAUGGAUGUUCAGAUGUCAAUAAACACCUCCACAACUUGUUUAAUUGUCACAUUUAACAUGUUUCCAUGUUGGUUUGACUCAACCAGUUUCCACGUGAAUCUGAGCCAUGUUAUUCUCCUUUUACUUAAGCCACAUGUAGGAGUAUAACAAUAAUUGUCACAAUGUAUCUCCAGAUUUUGCCAUAUUUUGGGUUAAAAGGGAUUUUUUUGUGAUUUCUUUUUUAUUUGUGUUCUUUUUAUCCAAAGAACUGAACAUUCCCUUUAUCUGAAAAAGAAAAGUGGUUUUAGUUUUAUCCUUAAAAAAAACAAAUGCAUUUUAGGUUUUUUUUUCCCUUUGGAUGAAAAAAAAGUUUAUUUUUAGUUGGUUCUUUUUGUCUGACAAAUGACAAACGUGUAAUUUGGUUUUCAGAUUAAAAUACAUUUAAUAUAAUAUAUGUUUUUCUCUUUCACAAACAUUUGAGUUAUUAUCCAUAUCAAAAUACA